AUGGCAGGAUUGGCAGCGUCUGACAAAAUUAGCGAUCUGACAUCGGAGAGGACGAAUUGGUGCAUCUGUGUGAAUGUGGUUAAGACAUGGGAGUCGUUUGAGUCUGACGGUUUGGUGAAUGUCAAUUUUCUACUCACGAAUGCAGAGGUGAUUUUCAACUUCACCGUUCUGAUUGACCAAUCUGAGAGACGUUUGACCAAGAUCAAAGCGAGAAUUGUCCUCAUAGAUGGAACCGGGAUCUCUCCAGGUGUAGAUCCAGAGGAAUAUCAGCCGAUGGAUUUGGUCAGAGAUAAAGAGAUAAUGUGUCGUGUUAAAAGAGAGCUCGCGGAUAUGUUUUACGAUAGAGGGCUCCACGGCCGCCAUUUGGAUUCUGUCUGUGCUUUACACAAUUGGAGAAUCGACAUUCACCAUGUUGCCGGUAUAAACGUUGAAAAUGCUGGGAAGAUUUCGUCGUUCGAUUUCAAUCCAUAG
Microthlaspi erraticum is the source of this 471-nucleotide messenger RNA. The record is from the annotation of a GenBank genome assembly. Lineage: Eukaryota; Viridiplantae; Streptophyta; Magnoliopsida; Brassicales; Brassicaceae.